GGAGGCUGCCAGACUCAGGAAGAGCCUUCAGGGCCAGGAGGUAUGAUCUUCGUGGGAACUGAUGUGAGCUUCCAAUUGAAACGGCUGGUUUAAAACACAGAGCAACACGUCUUGUGAUGACAGUGACAUAUACAUAUCGUGUCGCAGACGCACGCCUGGGCACUUUCUCCCAGCUCCUGCUUCGAUGGAAAGGAAGCAUCUACAAGCUCCUUUAUUGUGAAUUCUUCAUCUUCGUCUCUUUCUACUUUGGCAUCAGCCUCGUCUACAGGUUGAUUCUGAAUGAGAGCCAAAGGCUGAUGUUCGAGAAACUGGCUCUGUACUGCGAUAGUUAUGCUGAACUGAUACCUGUGUCCUUUGUGCUUGGCUUUUAUGUUACCUUAGUGGUGUCCCGCUGGUGGGGACAGUAUGAGAGCAUCCCAUGGCCUGACCGCAUUAUGAACCUGGUCUCCAGUAGUGUGGAUGGGAAGGAUGAGUAUGGGCGCCUUUUGCGACGUACACUGAUGCGCUACAUCAAUCUACUGAGUGUGCUCAUCUUGCGCUCUGUCAGCACUGCUGUCUUCAAGCGGUUUCCCAGCAUAGACCAUAUUGUGACAGCAGGCCUGAUGACUCCAGAAGAACACAAGAAGUUUGACAGUGUGAAUUCACCACAUAACAAGUUUUGGAUUCCCUGUGUAUGGUUCUCAAACUUGGCAGUGAAGGCCCGUAAUGAUGGCCGGAUCCGUGACAGUGUUCUUCUCCAAGGCAUCUUGAAUGAAAUGAACACUCUGCGCAGUCAGUGUGGUCGACUCUAUGGGUAUGAUUGGAUCAGCAUUCCAUUGGUCUAUACCCAGGUGGUCACAGUAGCUGUUUACAGCUUUUUCCUGGCUUGCUUAAUUGGACGUCAAUUCCUGGACCCAGCAAAGGGGUAUCCUGGCCAUGAGAUGGACCUUUUUGUGCCUGUCUUCACCUUCCUGCAGUUUUUCUUUUAUGCAGGAUGGCUAAAGGUAGCUGAACAGCUCAUCAAUCCCUUUGGAGAGGAUGAUGAUGACUUUGAAACCAACUGGCUUAUUGACAGGAAUCUUCAGGUCUCCCUUAUGGCAGUGGAUGAAAUGCACUGGGAUUUGCCCACCCUGCAGAAGGAUCCAUAUUGGAAUGAGUCGGACCCACAACCGCCUUAUACAGCAGCAACAGCAGAUUAUAAGCGGCCAUCUUUCCUUGGCUCAACCUUUGACAUCAGUAUGCAGAGAGAAGAGAUGGAAUUCCAACCCCUUGAACAGAUUAAAGAGAAUGAGGAAGCAAAUCACUCAACACCAUUGUUAGGCCACAUUGGCCGCUUCUUGAAUGUCCAGUCCCCCAGUUUCUCCAGGUCAUCAAGAAUGAACCUGAUGCGUCGGAGAAAUGAAAAUGUGCCUCCUUCCCCUUAUUAUGCUUACCCAGAUGUGGGGAAACCUGGUAGCCCCACAAGUAUUAACCAGCAAAGGGAAGAUUGCUCCCCACCAGGUUUCAGUUCCCAAGAUCAAUGGGACAACACAGCCAGUAAACUGAGAGAGCUUGAUGCCUUCAUGUCAACCUCAUUCUAUGAGAGGCCCGGCUUCUACAGUGCUCCUCAAACGCCCAUCAGCUCCAUUCCGAUGAUCUUCCCAUCCAGACGUCAAGGCCGCAAGAAGCCUCCUGCUCUUGCCAGUAUCGCUGCCUGUUCAGUUUCCUUGAGGGACAACUCUGCUAGCCAGUCUCCCUGCAGAGCCAGUGAUAUGGACAAAAGUCAGAACUCCCUUGGCUCAGGAGGCAGAGAAACCUUUGUUUGGCCAGCAGAAAAGAACCAAGUUUCAGACUCACUGGCAGUGACCAUCGAAGGGGAGGCAAAAAACACAACCAAUAGGUCGAAAGAGGCUUUGCCUCUCGGAAGCCCAGGAGGAGCUCUCUCCUCAGGAGACUCAGCAAGUCCCAGAUUUCCUUUCUUUACUGAGUCUCCCAAUUCUGAGAUGCAAACCAAAGCCAAGAGUUUGAACAGUAUGAAAGGCCUCCAACAACUCCGAAGGACUCCAGACAAUGCAGGAACGCCAAACUCAGAGCACACCAGUUUCCUUCAUAGCUAUGGCAUCAAGACUCCUAACAGUAAUGGCCCAACUACUUUCUUUUCAUUCACACCACUGACCUCCCCAGUGCUCGAGAGAGCCCAGCUGGGCAAAGCAAAUGCUGGUCCCAGCUCUGAGUCUUCUCCUGGAAUCACACAGCAGGAUUCCCCUGUGGUAGCCGGGGCCAUGAUGAGAGAUAUGGCAAGUGGAGGAACCACUGCUUCUUAUCACACCAAGGAUCAGAGGAAGGCAGCCAGCCCUUCACCCAAUGACUCUGGCAUCUCUCUAGCAGAAGGAGACCUUGUGGGUCUAAUGGAAGUGAUCAUGGAAACCAGUGAGAACACCGCUGAUGAAGGGAAGGGAGAUAGGGAUAACUAGGUGCAAUGGGCUCUCUGGGUUUUUUUCUCAUUAGGGCAAUGGGUGCUUCAUUGGUGCUCAGCCUUUUGGGGGGUACCAGAAUCACUAUGAACUACAAAAACAAAAAACAAUUGAGAAUACCCACUUUCUUAAUCUGAAUAGUUCCUUCCAUAAAUACACAUGUGUUUCCAUGAACAAUCAUGUUAAGAGCCAUUCAUGGUACUGCAGCCUUACAAGGUAGGAUAGCUCUAAUUCCAGUAAGCAACUGAUUUCAGUGUGUGAUAAAUUUUGUUUUGCCAUUUGAAUGUACCAAAGAAUAGAAGUGCAUUACCAGUGCUGUGAACCUUGUUUUAGAUAUGGAUCAAGGGCCAAACUGCAUGGUUAAUUCUCCAACCAUGUUAAUGAUUUUCAUCCCACCCCCAUUUGCACAACCUACGUUUGAACUUUUGAACUAGGCUGGGAAGCAUAAAAACUGGGUUCAAUGCUUCAAGCAAGAGCCAAGCACAACACAGAUCCUUAGGAUUUACAAAAAACUAUCACACUGGAGGAGAUGGAUUGAACGAAUCAGCUUGGAACACAACCAGCUAAUUUCACCUGUCUCAAGGGCAUAUCAGUCUUUACUGUCUGGAGUACAUAGAUCAUAUCAGAGAUUCCCAACCUGUGAUGCAAUGCCUGAAGUGUGCCUGGCUGUUACCACCAUUCUGUGCUCCACAGAGUAGAAAGAUCUAGUUCAGUACUGAUCUCCCUCACUCCCAUUCUGUGGGCCUCCACAGGAUCCUGAGAGUAAAAGAAACAAUGGGGUCUCUUACUCUGCAGUGUGCUACAGAUAACAGGAGCGAGCGUGAAUCUCAAAAAGCCUCCCUUUGGAUCUAGAAAACUAAUCUUAUAACCUACCUGACUGCAUGAAAAGAUGUUGAGAUGCCGGGGGAUAGUCUUAACUGAUCAGUCCCUCCUUUGCCACAAACAGGUCCCCACGCACUGUUUUCUUAGCACUUUGAGAAAUAGAUUAUCUUUUUGGAUAAGCAAAUGAUAUAUGCUUUAAGUUUUAAGACUGCAGGGGAAAUGUGCCUUGUUUCUUAAAGCUUUUCUCUGUAUGCACCACAGCACUAUUUAUUACAAAUAAAUGGGUAGGAAGAUUUAAGACUCAAGCAGUUAUAAAUUCUUUGCUGGAUAAACAUGAAUGACAUUGGCUGCCUAGGUCAGUUGCAGAGCAGAUUAUACACAAGGUUUUACUCAGCCCACACCCCUUGAUGUCAUUAUACCCAGGGUUUUUGCACUUACAUUCCAUUCUGAAACUAGCAUUAGCAAUGGAAAUGUCAUGCUCAUAUCAAGCUUUUAUGUAAAUGUGUCUAUUAUCACUUUCUAAAACCAAAGUGACAAAUGAAGCCAACUGAAGAAGUUGCAGUUCCUAGUAACUCAAAAUGACAUCAGAUGUGCAUGCCCACUCCCAUUAAAAUACAGAACUUGGAAUUGCAGAAUUGUGUUUAUUUCAUCUAUGAUCUUGAACAAACUGCUGCCUAAAGCCAGGCAACUGCUACU
Molecule: messenger RNA, 3950 nt
Organism: Sceloporus undulatus (fence lizard)
Lineage: Eukaryota; Metazoa; Chordata; Lepidosauria; Squamata; Phrynosomatidae
Product: bestrophin-1-like
Exons: 11
Coding region: 117-2432 (771 amino acids)
Molecular function (GO): chloride channel activity
Source: RefSeq, a predicted model, not a curated record